AGCGCGCGCACUUAAAAAGUUAAACGCGCGCCUUCUCAGUCGUUUUGCGAGCUUGAUCUGGCAAAAAUCGCGAAAAAGUGCGCAAUACGGCACACGUUGUUUAUUUUAACGAAAUAAAUCGCUUAUCCGACAUUAAUUUAUUGAUAUAUCAAUUAGUUUUUGUGUUAAAGUGUAGAAACUAAAAGUAAUCAAGGUUAUAGGUGGACGUAAUUGGCUGACUGAAAGGAGAAGUCAUAAAUUAUGGGGAGGAAUUAAGAUAGUAGGAUAUUUAUAGAAAUGUCAAGGUCUCUUGAUGUUAAUUGAGCAUUUAUGGAAAAAACUUUGUAUUCAGGUAGUUUCUAGUCUGCAUUAUGGCUAAUUACGUUUUGAAGACAUUCUGUUGCUGUGGAACACUAAGAACUGGUACUAUCAUUUCCGGAUUAGCUGCCAUACUUCUUUCUAUCAUCGGAAUAAUAGUUAUAUACGUAGCUCCAGUGGAUCUGAAGACAAUAAUAUUUGAUUGGUUGCCGCAAUGGGCUAUCAAAGUAAUCAUCACGAUAAAUUUAUGUAUGACUGUAAUUUUAUCAAUCCUCCUCAUUAUUGGAGUGGUAAAGCGUAAUUGGUACUUAAUGAUCCCUUGGGUAGUCCUUGGAGGGAUGCUGGCUAUUGGUCUCUUGAUAUCCAUUUUAAUUAACAGUAUAAAUUUGUAUAUCGACGGACAUACGUUACAAGGAACGUUGUGGUUGGUCGUUGGAUUAAUAUCGCUAGUGAUUUAUUGUUACAUGUGGUACGUUUCGUUUAGCUUCUUUGCCAACCUCAGGGAAGAAUCCGAAAAAGGAGCAUAUACAAGAGAUCCUUUUAGAAGACGGAAAAUAUGAAUUAAAUAUUAGAAUUAGUUGUAAAGCAACGUUUCAAAUUUUGUUUUUUGUUACAAAAAAAAGAAAACAAAAGUUUUACUAUAAAACCUAAUUAAUAGGUCGAAAAUAUUUCUGCCAUAUGUGUUGCCUAAUACUUGAACCUGCUUCGGCCAUACAGAAUUUAAAAAUACUAAGGUUCAAUAUUUUAAUUAGACUAAAAUGCACUUUAAUAUCGUUUUUACAAAAAUUAAAUUAAAUUUUUAGUUAUAUUUUGGUUAAAUUAUUGAAUUAAACAAAUAAAUAUAAUAACAAAACGUGGUUAAUGCUAUGAAAAUAUUUCUGUCAUAUGUGUUGCCUAAUACUAAAUACAGUUAUAGCAAUAGAUACUAUAAAAGUACUGAGGUUCAAUAUUUUUACUAAGAUUAAAUGCACCUUAAUUUAAUAUUAAGCAUAAAUGAGAACUAGUCACACAACAUUUUUCAUUCAUUAAAUUUUUUUAUUUUGGUCUUGGCACGAAAGGAAUAAAUAGAAUAAUUACAAAAAGUGAAAAUAAAUUUGUAAUGAGUGUUGCCUAAUACUUGAUACAAUUUUAACCAUAGAUAUUAUAAAAGUAUUGAGGUUCAAUAUUUUUACUAAGUUUGAAUGCACAUUAACGUCGUAUUAAUUAAGAAAAAAUUAGAACACGUUAGACAACUUGUCUAUUUAUAAAAACUGUUUUACUCUGGUUUUGUUACUAAAGAACUAGAACAAAUAAUAAUUACAAUACUUUGUUGUUAAGAGAAAAUAAAUUUGUCAUAAGUGUUGCCUAAUACUUGAAACAAUAGAUAUUACAAAAGUAUUGAGGUUCAAUAUUUUUAUUAAGUUCAAAUGCACAUUAAUGUCAUAUUAAGCAAAAUGUAGAACUAGUUAUAGAACUUUUCUAUUUAUAUAAAUUGUUUUUACCAGUUUCUGUUAUUUACAAAACAUUUGUUAAUAACAUGAUGUAAAGACUACUUUACAAUGAAAAUAUAUCUGUAAUGGAUGUUGCCUAAUACUUGAUAAGGUUUUGAAAAAAGUAUUGGAGUUAAUAUUUUUAUUGAACUUAAAUGUUAUAUUUUCUAUCAUUAUAUCAAAUGUAAUGAUUAUUGCUUUCAUCUCUAUGCAAUUAUAUUUAAUGACAUAUUGAAAUAAUCAAAUAUUUUCCUUUAUAAUACUCAGAUACUAGUUUUAAUAAUAGAAUAUUAAGAAUAUCUUUACUUGUCAUGAAAUUUUGUAUCUUGUUUUUGACACCACCAUAUAUUACAAUUGUUAAAAUUUGCAAAAUUAUAUACUCUAUAGAUAUUUUUUUUAACUGAAUAAAUUUUAUUUCUUA
Messenger RNA from Diorhabda carinulata, 2187 nucleotides. RefSeq lists its product as uncharacterized. Bases 351 to 857 code for a protein of 168 amino acids. NCBI's taxonomy places the organism in Eukaryota, Metazoa, Arthropoda, Insecta, Coleoptera, Chrysomelidae. The record is from RefSeq and is a predicted model, not a curated record. The transcript has 7 exons.